Molecule: messenger RNA, 784 nt
Organism: Anopheles stephensi (Asian malaria mosquito)
Lineage: Eukaryota; Metazoa; Arthropoda; Insecta; Diptera; Culicidae
Exons: 2
Coding region: 135-635 (166 amino acids)
Biological process (GO): mitochondrial respiratory chain complex I assembly
Source: RefSeq, a predicted model, not a curated record
AAAUGUCACCGUCACCAGGCACCCUGUUUGACAGCUGAGUUUGACAUUUCGCGUUGCUUUGCGACUUCUGGAGGAACGUCGUUUGGGGUUGAAGUUACGUAAAAUUCGCCUUUUGCUCAAGAAAAUCCGCAAACAUGAGCUUAAAGGCCAAUUACUACGACAAGCCGGAGGGGGAUGACCUCUUCGGCAAGAUGAUCGCCACGAACAAGUACGCACUGGCCGGUGGUCUCGGAUGGUCCACGGUCGAGGUGAUGAUGGUAUCGAAACCGAAGGGCUACCUGCCCACCAUUGCCCGAUACGUGUAUUUCACCGGCCCGUUCGUCGGUAUGGCAUCGGCCUUCACUGUCGGAGCGUACGCUGCCAACAAACUGCGCGGCCGGGAUGAUGGCUGGAACUAUGUUGCCGGUGCGUUUGCGGCUGGCGGUGUGUAUGGUGCCUGGAAGCGAAACGUUGUCGGUGGACUGGUAGCCGGUUUGAUCUUUAGCGUGGCCGGUGCCCUCAAGAAGCAGUCGGUCGACGAAGGUUGGGAUUUUUUCCCCGAGGUCAAGCAGCACGCCAUCAGUGCGGUCAAUCCGAACCGUUACGAUUUCACGCUGACGCAGGAACGUGAACGAGGAUGGACGAGCGGCAAGUGAGCGGUGGUCGUAGGAAGCGAUGCAAAGCGUUGUAAACCCGGUUCCGGCUCUGUUGUAAAGCAUGUUAGGCAAUAAAUACUGUGGAUACUAUCGCGCCGUGUACCCCUGGGAUUCGCGCGUGCGGUACGUGUAAAUGGAGUGUGAAAAAU